Molecule: messenger RNA, 870 nt
Organism: Strongyloides ratti
Lineage: Eukaryota; Metazoa; Nematoda; Chromadorea; Rhabditida; Strongyloididae
Product: Molybdenum cofactor sulfurase, C-terminal domain and MOSC, N-terminal beta barrel domain-containing protein
Exons: 2
Coding region: 1-870 (289 amino acids)
Molecular function (GO): catalytic activity; pyridoxal phosphate binding; molybdenum ion binding
Source: RefSeq, a predicted model, not a curated record
AUGAAGGGUAUUAAAGUUAAAAUUGGUGAAUGUACAAAAACUGGGUUAAAAUAUGGAGAAUUAGAAGAUAGAAGUUUUUUAGUUAUGGAUGAAUCUUCAAAAAAGUACGUUACUGCAAAAGAAUAUAAGAAAAUGUUAACAAUUCAACCAUCAAUAAAAAAUGGAAUCUUAAAUUUAUAUUCAUGUUUGAGUAAAAAAGAAAUAAAUGUAACAAUAGACGACGUUAUUGAAAGAAGAAAUAUUGUCAAAGUUGAAUGUUAUGAAGGAGGUAUAUGUGAAGGAUAUGAUUGCGGAGAUGAUGUAAGCAAUUUCUUAAAAGAAACUCUUGAAACUUCUUGUAAUCUUCGUCUAAUAAAAUAUUCGAAUAGUUUGUUUGAUCAAAGAAAAGCAACUGUUCAUAGAAAUGAAACAUUAAACUAUCCAAUUAUAGUAGAUCACGAUGUUAAAUAUCAGGACGAAGGACCAUUUAUGAUUAUGACAACUAAUUCUUUAAAUGAUCUUAAUAGUAAAAUUGAAGACGAAAUAAUGUCAGUUGAAAGAUUCAGACCAUCAAUCAUGGUUGAAUGUUACAAAGAUAUCCCUCCAUUUAUUGAAGACUAUUGGAAUGAUAUUCAUGUUGGAGAUGUCCAAUUUUACCAUUUAAAACCAUGUACUCGUUGCGUUAUUACAUUAAUAAAUCCAGAAACAGGAUCAUGUAAUAAAACAAUGGAACCACUGAAAACUUUAAGAACUUAUCGCCUUUCUCCUGGAAAAUUAAGAAAAACAUUUGGACAAAGCCCGGUAAUGGGUGUUGUCGUUGGUAUUUUAAAAGGUGGUGUUAUAAAAGAAGGAGAUACAAUUUAUACUUCAUAUAAAACUCUUCCAUGUUAA